Molecule: messenger RNA, 2753 nt
Organism: Tripterygium wilfordii
Lineage: Eukaryota; Viridiplantae; Streptophyta; Magnoliopsida; Celastrales; Celastraceae
Product: BEL1-like homeodomain protein 3
Exons: 6
Coding region: 291-2372 (693 amino acids)
Biological process (GO): regulation of transcription by RNA polymerase II
Molecular function (GO): DNA-binding transcription factor activity, RNA polymerase II-specific; RNA polymerase II cis-regulatory region sequence-specific DNA binding
Source: RefSeq, a predicted model, not a curated record
AUUCCCAUACACAGAAGCAAUAUGGCCAAUAAGUCUAACACACAGCGCAAACGACUCUCUGGCUGUCGGUGUCCAUCUUACAUACAUAGUAUGAAUUUAUAUAUGUAUGGUAAAAUAUAUUGUAGGGCGGAGUCGGAACAGUGAAGAACAAUGUAUAGUCAGGAGUUUUGUUCGUGCCUUGGAAUUGGGCGGCUUCUUAUUCUCGUUUUGUCUCUAUGCUUUCAACCCCUUUCUGCUCCCCGCCAUUAGCCAUAGGUGCAGGUUUUGAGGGUUUUCAGUGGAAGCAAUAAAUGGCUUCUUAUUAUCCAACUCUUAGCAACCAGGGGGACAACCUGCAAACAGCAUAUCCAGGGGACCAGAAACUUGCUUCUUAUCCUGAGCCUUCUUCCCAUACCAAUAACAAACCAAUGUACCCGAGUCAACCUUCUUCUGGGGCAUACUCAGAUUUCCUGCGUGGGAGUUCUUUUUCUCCUUACAGAUGUGUUGAAAUUGCAUCUCUGGGAGGAAGAAAUGAGAUGGAAUUCGUUCCACCUACAAGCGACGGUAUGAGUUUGCAUUCCAUCAAUGGGCAAUUAGGCACUGCCGAGGAAAGUGCGGUAGGUGACUCUGUUAGUGGGGAUCCCCAUGUGAUUUCAAGGACACAGCUAGACAUUCGAAAUGGCGAACAGAAUUUUCAAUCACAGGUUUUAUCUCUGAGCCUUGGCAUGCUGAUCCCAUCUGGAGUAGUAAUGCCUUCAAUUCAGUACCACUACCCAAACCUGGGUUUGGCUUCAUUGGUGAGUACUUCUCUUCCAAUGUCAGGGAAGGAAACAACAUCUAUUCAGGCAGAUGAGAGCAAUCAAACAAAGGAUUUGAGGUAUUCUCAACGUUUGGCCUCAAAUUUUGAUGUUGAUAACAAAAACGAUACCAAAUUAGAGGCUUGGGACAAUCCUUGGUACCUAACAAACCAAAAGGAUACGCACUCAGAUACAUAUUUACAAGGACCGUCAGAUUUUGGAAAUCCUGUUUUGAGUUCCAAAUAUCUCAAGGCAGCUCAGCUGUUACUCAAUGAAGUUGUUAGUAUCCAAAUGGCUGAAACACAACCUGAAUCAAAUAAUCAUCAAAACUCCUUUGGGAAGGAAAUUGAUGGAAGAACUAGCAGUCAAUCUAUGCAGCCUGGACCGUCAAAGCCUUGUGAAUCAGCUACCAACUCCUCUUCUGAACUAUCACCUUCAGAAAGGCAGGAUUUGCAGAACAAGAAGACAAAACUUAUGUCCUUGUUGGACGAGGCAAAUAGAAGAUACAAACAAUAUUAUCAUCAAAUGAAAAUUUUGGUUUCGUCGUUUGACACGGUAACUGGUCGCGGGGCAGCUAAAUCAUACACAGCACUCGCCCUCCAAACAAUUUCCCGCCAGUUUCGCUGUCUGUGUGAUGCAAUCGGUGGUCAGAUACAAGUGAUUCAGAGAAGCCUCGGCGAGCAAGAUUCUUCACUAAGUGGUCAGAAAGUGAUACCUCGACUCCGCUAUGUUGACCAUCAACUGAGACAACAGAGAGCUCUUCAGCAGCUUGGUGUCAUGCGACAUGCUUGGAGACCACAGAGAGGACUUCCUGAGAACUCUGUUUCAAUCCUUCGAGCUUGGCUAUUUGAGCAUUUCCUUAAUCCCUAUCCUAGCGAUCCAGAGAAGAUCAUGCUAUCUCGGCAGACAGGCUUGUCUAGAAACCAGGUGGCCAAUUGGUUUAUAAAUGCACGGGUGCGUCUUUGGAAACCCAUGGUUGAGGAGAUGUAUAAGGAAGAAUUUGGCGAUUCAGAGGUAAACUCUAAACCUUCAUCAGAGGAUGCAUCUGACGCACGUGGGAAAGAUAUCUUGGCGUCUGAGGAUAGGGGUGAAGAAUUGCAGGAUAGUGUGAUAUCCACAACUGAAGAAAGUGAGCAAGUCCAUGACUUAAAGACUAGUCAUGUUUCUUAUUCUGAAAUGAACAAUCAAAUGCAAAGAACAGUGUUCCAAACUGGGGAUCAUAGAGAUAAUGUGAUGGAUUCGAGGAUUAUGGUGCCACAGGGUGACCCGAGGUCUAACAUGGACGGCGAGAGCCUUUAUUCUGAAGGCAUUAUCACACCAACCCGGAUUGUUAAUGGGAGUUUUAUGGCUGCUACUGCAACAAAUUACCUGCCCGAGUUGAGUGGUCUUCCGGAAGGCAGUCAGGUCUCACUCGCAUUGGGGUUACAACAUCAUGAAACUGAUGUAUUCACCAUGGCUGCCGCUGCCAACACUAGAAACAAUAGUACAGUUGAGUCCCCGGUGGGACCUGACGUAGCGGAUUACUAUUCCGUGGUUUCAGGAAAGCAACAGGACAGGUUUGGCAAUUCCCAUCUCUUCCAUGAUUUUGUGGUUUGAAAGAAUACUUGCCUUUGGCUUUCGGGGUAAUCUCUCAAGUUAAAGGUGACUGAAGUUUUCGGAAGGGGGAAAAACUUAUACUCUGUGAUUUUGCAUUUUACGAAUAGAAUUUCAUGUGGAUCAUGCGGAGCUUACGAAUUCACUUGGAUUCUGUGCAUAUAACUCAGCAGUUGGGAUAACUGGGAUAGCAACUGUUGAAAUCUUUAUCAUUUUCGAGUUACUAGAUGUAUAUAUGGGUGUGAUACAUAUGGAUUGGUUGACCUGUAGGUAUACUUGUAAACAUAUGAAAAGGUGCACAUAGUUUUCUGUAUCUUGUUGAAUAAGGAAUGUACAAUGUUGUUCUGGAAUAAAUAUGAUAACAAAGAAUCAAGUGAUAUGUCA